AAAAGUUGGAGAGUUUUGCAUUUCUUAAAUGCAUAAAUAAACUAAUAUCUUGUGUAUAAUGAAUUUAUAUCAAAAUAUAUCUUUCAUUCACUAAGAAUUAAUAGUUUGCAUUCAAAAAUCUAGUGUGUAUAACUAAUUUCACUAAAAAAACAAUAUUAUGAAAUAAUGAUCAAUAAAAUAUUCAUAGCACCAUAAUCUUUAAAAAAAUAUCUUUCUUACCAUGGUUUUACAAAAUAACAAUGAUACAACAUUUCAUAAAAACCAUAAACCAAAAUUGCUUAAAAAUCUAAGUAGUAAGGACAAAGAAGAUAUUAAAUAUGACAAAUUACUAUCGAUAGAGGGAACCCCAUCUUUUUAUUAUGGGAAUCAUCAAAAUGAUUACAAAUCAACCAAUUCUAACCUUAAUAAUUCAAACGACAAUAUUGUUAAUUCAUCUAAUAAUAAAGGUUCAAAAGAUAGAGAUGAUGGGAUGAGUUACAGCAAUACAAAUUCAGUCAGACAACCCAAUUCAGGCUACAUAAUUGGAGAUUAUGAUGAAAACGUUGAUCAAAUCAAUGAUACUUAUCAUUCUAGGGGAAAAAGCAUAAAUCAGGGUGCUCUUCUAAAGAAGAAUAGAGACAAGAAUGGGAAUGAAAGCAACACACAAAAUAUAGUUGAUGAUAGUAGAACAACAAGUAAUUAUAAGAAUCAAGAAGGCAGGAGAAAUGAUAGAGAAGAGACAGAAAAGCAUGUAAGAAUCAUGGACAGCAACCCAGAUACCAAGUUGAUUGAUCGUACUGUAUCACCUAAUUACCACUACCACAGACAAAGGGCAGGUGUGUAUGGUUGGAGAAAGAGGUGUCUCUAUUUUUGGGUGCUAACAUUGGGCUUGUUGAGCCUACUCAACCUUGCUUUAACCAUAUGGAUGCUGAGGCUUUUAAGAUUCAACUGGCGUGGAAUGGGCACCAUGAAAUUUACGCGCGAUAAUAUAAUACUCAACGGGAAUACUGUGUUCAACCAACCUCUCAGGGUAGCAAAUUUACAAGCGCCAAAUGGCAACUUGAAUCUCAUAUCCGAUAGAAGCGUAGUUAUGCAGGCAUUCGAUAACAAUUCAAACAUAUCUAAUUCGUUGUACAUAGGUCCAAACGGCAUAAUAUCACAAGGGCCUAAAUUCGAAGUCAAAAACAAAUUUGGGCAUACCGUGUUCGCAGUGACUCCCGAUAAUAUGACCAUAAAAUUGAAUACUCUCAACGUCAACAGUAAAAAUGGUGGGAGGUUUAAAACAUCGGUUCAAACUCCUUUGAUUCGGUCCCCGCCUUCUGAAUCCUUAAAAUUAGAAUCCCUAACCCGUACUCUUGAAUUAGAAUCGAACGGUAUAGAUAUGAAAGCGCUAGCCGGUCCCAUCAACGUUCUCUCACUGCAGGAUAUAACCUUGAAUUCGCAGGAAGGCAAGAUUAAUUUGGCUGGUGGUCGCAUAUACUUUCCUAAUCUUCCCAAAUUGAACUCGGGUAAUAACGACAUCGAGAACCCACGUAAUCUGAACAGCGACAACAUCGUUAACCAAGGAGAAGAACAUUACAAGGGGGUAUUUCAACUAUGUAUUUGCGAAAACGGACGUUUAUUCCUCACUUUGCCGGAUUCGAAUUGCAAAGGAACUUUUAAAAUUUGUGACAAAAUUGUCUAAAGAAAAACUAAUCAUUUUUCUUAAAUUAUAUACCGAAUUCUUAUAUCACUUUAUUUUAUCUUUUUUAUUCCAAACAGAAAUUUCUUUGAUACAUGGUAGAGAAUAGUAGCAGCCAUAAUAAGUAUACGUAGGUAUAUUUGUAAAUUAUUUAUGGACGAAUAAAAAUUUUAGGUUUUUUGUUUAUUUUAGCCAAUAUAUUUUUCUAACCAAAAUGUAAAAUUUUGUUUUUCUUCAUAUCUCAUUUUUAUCUAUUCGAAAUUUUAUUCUGUAUCCUUAGAACUUUAUUUAAAAAAUUUUUAAAUUGAAUUUGGAUACUAUAUUUUUUAUAAACUCAUAAUUUAUCCUUCGUUUAUUAAAAUGAAUUUUUUUCCAAAACUAUCUGAAACCUGCAUAAUAUUUUUUCGAGGUAAUUCAUAUUUUCGCAUGAAUAUGAUAUUUGUAUUAAAGAGUUUACCAAUUUAUAAUUUAUAAUAAUUUAUAGAAGAAUGAAUUAUAUGUGUGCAAUUUUUCAUUUUUUUGACGAAAACGAAACCUAUAUAAAUAUAAAU
This is a messenger RNA of Gordionus sp. m RMFG-2023, 2211 nucleotides long. RefSeq names its product delta-sarcoglycan-like. Bases 221 to 1663 code for a protein of 480 amino acids. Gene Ontology annotation, cellular component: membrane; sarcoglycan complex. The transcript has 7 exons. The record is from RefSeq and is a predicted model, not a curated record. Lineage: Eukaryota; Metazoa; Nematomorpha; Gordioida; Chordodea; Parachordodidae.